ACGUGACCAGCAGAGUUUCCUGUUACUAUUGUAUUACACUUCCAUGUUUUUCCCCUCAAACAGCAACCGUAAUGUAAACUACACAACGGGCUAAUUAGUCUCUGUCGUGUGAUUUGUCGCACAUAGAAAGUUAGUUUAACUUCGUGUCAGGUCGCUAUCUCGCUGGCGGAGGUGCUGAUCGGGGCCAACAUGGCCAACUGUGUGGCUUUCCAGAGCAAGUUAACCUCGAUCAUGGAGAUGCUAGCUAAAGCUGCCGUGGUGGAAAUCAGCAAACUGUGGGAGGACGGCUUCGCCCUCGUUCAGGUCGAGCUCCGCCGGAGGGAGAGCGAGAUUGAAGCCCUGAACAGAAAGUUAAUGUUGAUGGAAAACGAGCGGUUAACCGUCCUGACUCAGGCUCAGACUACAAAUCUGUCUUCAUCAUCAUCAUCAUCAUCAUCCUCAUCAUCUUCCCCCAAGAGAGAGCAGCAGAACAAGCUGCUGCCGCCCACCGGUGAUGGGCCGAUUAUAGAUUCAGUCCAGACGUUGUCUUGUGAUCAGAGCAUCAGAGAGAGGGCAGACACCUCAGCGAAUCUCAUAACACCACCACCACCAUCACAGACAGAAGAGAAACAAUCAGAGCAACUCAAGUCUGACGUCUGUGAAAGUGACAGCAGAGAUGAUGACGAAGAUUUAAUAGUCAAGCUAGAGGACGAGGACGACGUCCAGAUCGUGGAGCAGAUAGAGGACUCGGAUCACAGUGUUAACGACGGUGCGGGUCACCAUGAGAUGGAAGUGAGCCUCCCGUCUGCCGACGUUGUGGAAGAACAAGAGAGCCAGCACUGGUCGUCAGUUUCAGUGGGAGACAGCGACACAGCUGAUGACUCGGACUGCUUCUUUGAACCGAAGCAGCUUGCACAAAAUCUGGACUCAGAAAUCCUGCUUAUUCAGAACGCUUUAGACAUUUUUGAUAACUCAGCAGAGACAGCAUACUCUGACAGGUUUCUGAGGGAUAAUGGACCAAGUGCAUCAAGUAAAUCAAGGGCUCCUGUGACUUUUAACCAAGCUCAGCCAAGUCAGCCCGUAGACGCAGUGAAUCACCCAGAGAGAGGAGUUUCCAUCCGAUUCCUCUCGGAGAAACAAGCUCAAACUAAAAACAUGUCGGCUUUUAACCCGGACAGCAGAUUCUUUCUUUUAAACGACCCAGAGCUGCAUAAAACCAUAGCAAGUCGCCGCAUAAAGGAGAAAUGGUUCAUCUGCCCAUUCUGCGGCAAAAGCUUUGAUCGCGUCAGCCACCUGGAGAUUCACCAGAGGAUCCACACGGGAGAGAAACCGUACACAUGCGAUACAUGUGGCAAGUGUUUUUCUCAGAGGAGCAACCUUCGCACUCACCAACGGACUCACAAAGAGGCUAUAUCCCAAAAUGCAGUUUGAAGAGUGAGAAAAGUUAGAAAUAUCUGUGUGGCUUUUAUGUCUAGAAUAACUAACAAAUUCUCUUUGUAUUUUAAUAUUACUUCAAAGUAAUGUAGCUGACUGAUUUUACUGUGCACUUCUUUCUUUUUUUUAAAGAAGUUAUAACUUUGACAUAGCUUGGAUUGUGAGAACUAAUUUUGGUACUUAUGUACUGUUUGUAAACGCAGCCAGUUGAAGAGCUUUAUUAAAACGU
This is a messenger RNA of Centropristis striata (black sea bass), 1642 nucleotides long. Its product is annotated as zinc finger protein 583. Gene Ontology annotation, molecular function: DNA-binding transcription factor activity, RNA polymerase II-specific; RNA polymerase II cis-regulatory region sequence-specific DNA binding. The record is from RefSeq and is a predicted model, not a curated record. NCBI's taxonomy places the organism in Eukaryota, Metazoa, Chordata, Actinopteri, Perciformes, Serranidae. Bases 190 to 1410 code for a protein of 406 amino acids. Gene Ontology annotation, biological process: regulation of transcription by RNA polymerase II. The transcript is spliced from 2 exons.